Symbiodinium natans is the source of this 3468-nucleotide messenger RNA. Lineage: Eukaryota; Dinophyceae; Suessiales; Symbiodiniaceae. The record is from the annotation of a GenBank genome assembly.
AUGGCGGCCAUGGCAUGGAAGCUCUUCCAGCUGCUGUCCUGGCUUCCCUUCGUUGACUCGUGCGUCGCGCCCACCUCCUUCCAGACGAUUUUCUGUCCGCAGGGCAGCAACACUGCUGGAUGGACCGUUUCCUGCGGUCACAUAGAUUUGUGUGUCUCAUACACCUUUUGGGCCGCCGACAUCGCGGCGGGAGUAACAUUCGAGUACUAUUCGGACGACAGCUGCUCGACAUUGGAGUACAGCGGGGCAAUCGCGCCACCAGGCAACGGUCAGUCAAGUUAUGGUUCGGAUGUCAUGCGCAGCUUCCGGAUCUCUCUAACGGACCCUGUCGAAAAUGGGUGUGAGGAUUCGGGUGGAUAUGGGCUCGUCUACUACAACUGCGUUUACUUCAGCUGCGAAUCAGGGUAUCAGCUAAAGGCCAAUCCACAAAGUCUCUAUUCUACAAGUGAGUUCCCGUCCACAAGCAUGUGCUGUGACGCACUCUGCUCUUCAUAUGGUUGUCCAUCGGGAUACGUCCAGAAGGCAAGUGCUUCCAGCAGUGUGGGAUCCACUACAUCAGCCUGUUGUGACGUGGCCUGCAGUACCCUCACCUGCAGCUCUGGCUACAUUCUUGUCUCCAAUGCGGCGUCCAUUGCCCUGACCAGUGCCGAGUGCCAAUGCGUGGAAACGACGACCACUACAACGGCCAGCUCCACUUCAAGUUCCAGAACUUCACUGACCACCUCAAGCACAACAAGCAGCGUGUCAAGCACUAGCACGUCGAGUCGAAGCGCCACUUCAACCAGCACAUCCAGCAGCUCAUUCACACGUACAAGCACGUCAUCUUCAGCCACAAGCAGUACAACCACCUCCGCGAGCAGUUCUAGCACAUCGAGUAGCACGUCCAGCAGUUCUAGCACGUCCAGUAGCACUUCCACAAGCACUUCUAGCACUUCCAGUACCAAAACAAGCUCUACGACGUCAUCUUCAACCACAAGCAGCACAACGUCAUCCACGAGCAGUUCCAGCUCGUCCAGUAGCACGUCCAGCAGCUCCAGUCGUACAUCUUCUAGUAGCAGCUCCAGCAGUUCCAGCACGUCCAAAAGCACUUCCAGCAGCUCCAGCAGUACAUCUUCGACCACGAGCAGCACAAGGUCGUCCACGAGCAGCUCUACCGCCUCUCGUAGCACGACCUCUUCGUCGUCUUCGAGCUGGACAUCCUCAACCACAACGCUGUCCAGCACCACCCCUACCUUUGCAGGCAAUGAGAGCUUGGAUGGAGUCUUUGGCUUGGAAAGGUAUCAGGAUGAACUCACAGAGUUCGUGAUGCAGAACCUGCAAGAAGGGGACAUGAUUCGAAGGGAGGUAGGCGGCACCAGGACGCUGGCCCAGCGGCUUUCUGAGCCUGGGAGUGACAACGUGGUGAACGUGACGGUUGCCUUCGAGAGUGCGGUGGUGACGAUCACACCGGACUUGCAGUCUCUGGCUAUCAAUGGGACAACUGUGCUCAGCAUUGCGGUCCUUGCAGAGGCGUCUGGAGCGUUUGCGGAAGUGAAUGGUUUGGCGACCUUCGCCGCGCAGGUCAUCAGCAUCGGGCUCGUUCGACAUGACGGGGAGGUCACUGAGCUGCCAAGGCCACUGCUCUUCUCUUUGGAGACCAACUACACCAACAAUGAGCUCAAGGAGAAUGAGGUUCUUCGCUGCGUCUUCUGGGAUGUGGCAUCCGAAGACUGGUCCAGCAAAGGCGUGAGGACCCUGGGCGUGGUGAAUGGCACCGUCUCAUGCUCUACCACCCACCUCUCCAUCUUCACAGUCAUCGUGUCCGCCGUCGUCAACAAACUUCUCUGCGGCAAUGCCCCGGCGCUCUUCUCAGAAGUCGGCUUCGGCGCCAUGCUCAGCUUCGGAUGGAUGGGGCAGCUCAGCGCGGCGGUCCACUGGAUCUCACUGCUCGCAGCCGCUGGGCUGCUCCUCGCAGCCCGUGCGGCCGACGCCAGGAACAGGAAGAAGAAGCUGGAGCUGCAGGCAUAUUUCAGGUGCCUUCCAAAGGCCAAGUCGAAGUGCGGCUCGGUCGGUCGGUUCCUGCUGCAUUGCGGGGCACCGUGCCUCGUCGCCGUUGAGGCGCUGGAGGAUUUGCUGGGUGGCUUCUUUGCCUGCUGCUCCUGCAAAGGCUGGACGGCCUGCAUAAACCUCACGAACGCGUACGCUGACCACGCUCACUCCGACGUGGUCGUGUCGGAGCUCGGCGUGAACUUCGCCCAGCUCGACGCGCUCUACAAUGUGGCUGGGCGGACAGAGCUGCAUGCCCAGGCAGAGAUUGCCUUGGAGAGUUUCGAGCAGAUGUACUCCUUCCAUCAGGCAGGCCUCAUCUUCUUCUCCGUGUGCGGGUGGGUGAACUUUCUCGCGCCCUCCAAGGGUGCGAGCAGCUUCCGAAGAAUCAGCACGGUGAUGCUGAAAGUGUAUGUGUCAUGGGCGUUCUCCGCGAUCUUCUUCAGCACGACAUCGACGGCACCAGGUUUUGGUGCAGACUGUGAGGGCGGUCUUGGGGGCUUCCUGGGGACAAUCCUCCGAAGUUCCGUCACUGCCACCUACGCAUUCUUCUUCGCGAAGAUUCCCGCCCACGUGUUAGGGGUGGCCAGCGCCAUGUCCCCGAUGUGGUUCUGGAGCGUGGCGCUUGCCUACUUCCUCACUUGCCUCACGAUCAUCUGCCUCUUCCUGGCGAAUGUCAGUGAGACGGACGGGCUGAAGUGGCUGGCCACCGCUGCGACGAACAUAGCGAUCGCAACGGUGGUGGUUCCCUUCACCAAGGCUGGGCUGCGAUUCAUGAUCUCCUGCUGCACAAAAGGAAAGAAGGGGCACUGGCCUCAAGAGGAGGCCGAGGCCUUCGAGGUGCGCCUGGCCGAAGUCGCCCUGGUCGGCGACGCCGAUGUCUUCAAGGCCGAGGGCAGCUCUGCACUCCGCGGGCUCCCAGGGCUCCGCGCCCUCCGCUGGGAGGUCGUCGGGCACCCUCAGACUUCAGUGGAGUGCUCGCUGAACCCGCAGCAAGAGCACCCAGAGGGCUCCCUGGACCUCUCCAAGAUGUGCUUGAAGGUGACAAGGUCUCAAGCGGUCAUGCUCUGGGUCUCUGAUCCCAGCCUUGGGAUCCUGUCGACUGAGAAGCUGCUGGUGGCAGACGUCGCGGGCGGCUUCAUUGGCAGCCUCCCCUUGCGGCACGACUCUCAGCUACUGCGCGCCCGCUUGGAGGUGCGCAUUACCUCCACCUUGCAGAAGGAGGCCGACAGCCCCAAGGAAGUGUCCGGCCCCUUUCAGGCGCUUGUGGUAGCUGUGAGUUCCGACAUCUUCUGUCUCGACGACCUCCUGAACCAGGAGGCCGCCCAAAACUCUUCGGCUCCUACCCCGAAGCGAGGGAGAGGACUUGAGUUGCCAGCCAUCAGCGUCGCUGAUGAGCAGGUGCAGAAGCCGAGCGACGAUGAUGAAAUCAUGUCGAUCUAG